This is a messenger RNA of Coniosporium apollinis CBS 100218, 1026 nucleotides long. RefSeq lists its product as uncharacterized. The transcript is spliced from 4 exons. The record is from RefSeq and is a predicted model, not a curated record. Lineage: Eukaryota; Fungi; Ascomycota; Dothideomycetes. Bases 1 to 1026 code for a protein of 341 amino acids.
AUGUCUGGGCUCAUCAACAAGGCCAAGGAGAUGCUCUCCGGAGGAGACAAGUCUCACGACGACAACACUUCUUCUAGCUAUGACUCUACCAGCCGUAACACCACCGGCCACAACACUUCUGGACCACACGGCUCGGACAUGGCGAACAGGGCUGACCCCCGUGUCGACUCUGAUCGCGAUGGACGUCGAGGCGUGGAAAGCUCGGGCUAUGGUAGCUCCAACACCGGCACUGGCUAUGGUAGCUCCAACACCGGCACUGGCUAUGGUAGCUCCAAUACCGGCACUGGCUACGGUUCUUCAACUGCCAGUGGCCCGCAUGACUCCAGCAUGAUGAACAAGAUGGAUCCCCGUGUCGACUCUGACCGUGAUGGCUCCCGUGGUAUGGGAAGUGGCAUGGGAAGCGGCGGCUACGGCAGCUCCACCACCGGCAGCGGCCUCGGCAGCUCAACGGGUGGCACUGGCUAUGGCAGCUCAACUACCUCCGGACCUCACGGCUCUGAUAUGAUGAACAGGAUGGACCCUCGCGUCGAUUCUGACCGUGAUGGCUCUCGCAACAUGGGAGCCACUGGCACUGGCAUGGGUAGCGGUUAUGGCAGCUCCACCACCGGCUCUGGUCUUGGCAGCUCUACCACCGGUACCGGCCUCGGCAGCUCAACGGGCGGCAUUGGUCAUACACAAGAACAUGGACACGAGCACUUCCACGGCACGCCGGGUCACGGCGAGUUUCCAGGUGGCCACACCACCUUGACCGGCGCCGUCCUCGAUCCUCACACCAACACUUCUGAGUUGACUGGCGCGACAUCUGGCUUGGGUUCUGGUACGACAUCUGGAAUGGGUUCCGGUACGACAUCUGGAAUGGGUUCCGGUACGACAUCUGGAAUGGGUUCCGGUACGACAUCUGGAAUGGGUUCUGGUAUGACAUCUGGAAUGGGUUCCGGCACUACCUCAGGACCACACAACAGCUCAAUGAUGAACAAGAUGGACCCGCGCGUCGACUCCGACCGUGAUGGUCGCCGAGGCUUGUAG